AUGAACUCUUAUUUCGAGCAGGGUGGUUUCUACGGAGCCCAUGGGGUGCACCAGGGCGGCGGUGGCGGUGACCAGUACCGCGGUUUUCCCCUGGGGUUGACGUAUGCCCAGCCUCACGCCUUGCACCAGCCGAGGCCACAAGAUUCGCCGUACGACGCAUCGGUCGCGGCAGCUUGCAAACUUUACGCGGGAGAGCAGCAGUAUGCUAAGGCAGAUUGUUCUAAAGCUGGUGGUGAGCAACAGAAUGGCUAUGGAGGAAAGGAGGCCUGGGGCUCAGGACUUGGAGCGCUGGUGAGGCCAGCAGCGUGCACACCAGAAGCGCGGUACAGUGAAUCGUCGAGUCCUGGUCGAGCCCUCCCUUGGGGAAACCAGUGCGCGUUACCAGGAGCCGCGGCCUCAGCACAGCCUGUCCAGCACCAGCCCACCAACCACACAUUUUAUCCUUGGAUGGCCAUUGCAGGAGCGAAUGGCUUGAGAAGACGAGGGAGACAAACCUACACUAGAUAUCAAACGCUAGAGUUAGAGAAAGAGUUCCACACGAAUCACUACCUCACGCGGAGGAGACGCAUCGAAAUGGCCCAUGCGCUCUGUCUCACGGAGCGACAAAUUAAAAUUUGGUUCCAAAACCGAAGGAUGAAAUUAAAGAAAGAGAUCCAAGCGAUAAAGGAAUUAAACGAACAAGAGAAACAGGCGCAAGCUCAGAAAGCGGCGGCAGCGGCGGCAGCAGCCGCGGCGGCCGCGCAGGGACACCCCGAGCACUAG
This is a messenger RNA of Melitaea cinxia (Glanville fritillary), 762 nucleotides long. RefSeq names its product homeotic protein ultrabithorax (gene Ubx). Gene Ontology annotation, molecular function: RNA polymerase II cis-regulatory region sequence-specific DNA binding; DNA-binding transcription factor activity, RNA polymerase II-specific. The transcript has 2 exons. Gene Ontology annotation, biological process: negative regulation of transcription by RNA polymerase II; anterior/posterior pattern specification. The record is from RefSeq and is a predicted model, not a curated record. NCBI's taxonomy places the organism in Eukaryota, Metazoa, Arthropoda, Insecta, Lepidoptera, Nymphalidae. Gene Ontology annotation, cellular component: nucleus. Bases 1 to 762 code for a protein of 253 amino acids.